Molecule: messenger RNA, 3903 nt
Organism: Symbiodinium necroappetens
Lineage: Eukaryota; Dinophyceae; Suessiales; Symbiodiniaceae
Source: the annotation of a GenBank genome assembly
AUGGCAGGUGCUGUCCGUUCGACGACUUGUGACCCUUCUGAUCCGGAAUGGGCGGUGCAUUUGAUAAGUCCGGCACCUAUCCUGGAUGGUGAGAAGGUCCGAGCAGCCUGUUUGGUUCCAAGCUCUCUUCCCCGCUUGUCGAGUGCUUCAAAGGCUCCGUGGUUGGUGCCCAUAGAUGUUGGCCUUGCGAAGCAGCAGGAUUUGGACCCUCAGCAGAUCUUCAAUCGCCAGAUGAGUUCGUGGUUCAUUUGUGGGGGCCUGGCGCAGCUGUCUCCAGGUCUCCACAGACAGGUUGCCGAAGUCGACGUGCGCCCGUUGUUUUGGAACCUUUGCAGCGAUUACCAUGCUGCGGAUGUCAUGCUGUGUCUUGUCUUCCCGGAUCCUACCAUUGGCCACCGAGUCCUGAAAAGCUGCACGUCGUUGAAUGUGGUUAAGGGCCCCACGGAGGAUAUGAACACCGUGAGAGCAAGCAAGGAUGCCAUGUACACAUUGAAGACCUGGGCGACGCAGCUGGACGUGACACGUGUGGACGAUUCCAUGAACUGUUAUGGCAAGAUCGUGGCGGUACACCAGCAGAUGCAAAAGGAUUUGCAGGAAGCCGCACAAGACAUGCCGGGCUCCAGUGGCUUCUUGGCCGAGAACCUGGAGAAACUGCAUCGGUCGUCGUACCUUGAGCGCUCCACGAUUGCUGAGGGUGUUGCUACAAGAUGCACCAUUAGCGGCCUGCCCGUUUUGGCACUGCCUGAUGAGUUGACGGGCACGGGCAACACAGCCAUGCAAGCCUCCUUGGAAAGCUUCUUCGAAGAAUACCGGGAGAAGAUCGUGUCCAUGGACAAGCAGCAGCUCGAGGCCUCCUUGAGAUACAUCGACAUUGGCCAGACCGUGGCUUCAAAUCCAGAUGAUGUCCACAGACUGCUUUGUGACUACAGCAGUGCGGUCGGUCGGCUGUGUCCUUUGGAUGAUUUCAUGGUGGAGAGCCAGCUGAAUCGUGUGCGAGACCUGGGCUCUAUCAUUACCGCCUUCCCUCUCAAUCAGCCUGGAGAAAGUGGGCAGCAGGUGAGAUACAUUUCCAUGGGCCCUGGAGUUGUUGCUGAGAAUGCCACUGACGGCAAGACUUAUCGGUUUAUUCAGAAUGUGGAAGCCCAUGACCCAUACUCAGAAUCAGCCAAGCUCCAGAGCCUCUUCGCAGAAAUGGGAAUACCUUGGAUCGAGGACAUGGGACAGAGGAAGGCCAGCUUGCUGGACCUCUACAUGAACAACCAACGCCUGUAUGAGGAGGUGAACCUAGCGUUGUGGAAGGACGAUGAAGUCCUGCUGCGGCGGCUUGCUCCCUACAUCCGAGCAUUGCGAAGUCUGUUUGAGAGGCCCCAGCAGGAUGAGAUUGAAGGCUUCGACUUCUUUGGUGCAGCAGGCCAAGUCGUUGAGCGGCGAAUGCAGCUGGAUGAGGACCAGAUUGAUUUGUACUUGCUGGAAAAGAGAGUUUGCUGGCCACAUUUCGCAUUGGCAAGAGUCAUGGACCUGCAGAAGGUGAAACUGGAAGAUUUGCAAAAUGAGGACCGUUCGGCCGAGCCAGCCCCUGAAGGGACAGCCGUGCGUGUUUUCUUUGAUGGGGAUCUGCCGAAUGCAGGGUAUGUUCCCGCGGUGAUCCACGCCCUGUCGCGCCCGCAGCACCCUCACGGAAGAGUGGUGAUGUUUCCUCCGCAUUGCAUGUUCCGCAUAGAAAACGUCGACGGUUGCAAGACCUACGAUGAUCCAAACAAGUGGACCAUUAAUCUGGCUCUGGACAGCGUCCCGUCAGUAUGGAAGCUGAUUCGCGAGAAGGACUGGCAGCGCUUCAGAGAGUGGGCAGAUGCACAUCCAGAACUUGUCAACAGUCACGGGAGCUUGGGAUCGAUCAUCUGCGAAGUGGCACGGAGCUUGGCCUCAGAGCCUCGACAGUUGGCCGAGGAUCCUGUGGAGGUGUGCCUGAGCCGUGGUGCCCAAGCCAACGAGGUCGACGACGCUGGUAAGACUGCGCUGUCGAUUCUGGCCUCCGAAGCUCCAAGCCAAGUUCUUCAAUCAGACACCAAUGUCGGGUCAGCGGUUGUCAGGUUUGGCGCUCAUCCCGUCGAAGGUGUUGAUACAUCGAGCAUUGGCUUCCGCUACCGCCACGUAAAUUGGCAGUAUUGGCACGACAAGGUGCAGGUGAAUGGAAAACCGAACGGAUGGUAUCCCUUCAGCCGCAAAGCGUCAGACACACUGGAGAGCCAGUAUCAGGCCUGGUUGCUACGGGGCGAGCUUGGUGCGGCAAGUGAUUGCAACGUCAGGAGUGGCGAGCACGAAUAUCGUGUGUGGUUCAAGGAGAUGAAGCAGCAGAAGCAGCAAAAGUCUGGAUCUGGCAAAGAGCGACAAGUUCGCAGGGCCCCAAAGGGACUUGACGAGCGUGAGGACUUCCAGGUCAAGGCUGAUUUCGAGUCUAUGCUUCGGGUGCUUCAAAUUUCGCUGUGCGAAGGAACGCAAAAGAAAUCAGAAAGGCUUCAACAUGACGUUUCAGAUCCUGGCUUGAAGCAGGCUUUGGAAGCAAUAGCUAAAGCCUCGGAUGACGAUGACGAAGCACUUAAGGACGGACUACAGCAGUUUGAUGAUGCUAUGGCACAGCACGUCAGCGCUUCCCGCGCUGCAGCAGACGGCGGCGAGCACGGUUCUACUCAAGAUGCCCAUGUGAUUGAGAAGGAAAGGUGCACUGAAAAGUUGCAAAGCUUUCGGAGGACCGCGGAAAACCUUCAUGCGUCUCUUGCUAUUGGCUGGGAGGACAGAGGAAAGGCUCGCAAUCUGAUCAGGGCCGUGGCUAAUGACACCACUGCGUCGCUUGAGCCAGACUUCCUAGCCGAGUCGCGGAUGACUGUGUCGAACGUUGAGGUUUUCGACAGCGGCGGCAAGUUGAACGCUGCCUUCCGGGUGACACUGUCCUGGCAGAACUCGAGUCCAGGUGUUUCGACCGAUCUGGACAUGCAUAUGAAGUGCCCAGAAUGCAAGAAAGAAGUGUACUUUAACCGCAAGGAAUGUUGGUGUAAAGAAGAGCAGAGGAGGUUGUGGCUGGAUGUAGAUAUGACUGGUACGAAAGACGAUUCCACGGAGAACAUGACAGUUGACCAGCCAAGUGCCAAAGGCUACAAGUUGCGCGUCAAGCUGUAUCGUGGCGAGCCAGUGCCUUUUACGGUCUUGGUUCGAAGAGCUGGCUACCCAGACCGUGAAUACUACAAACUGGGACCUCACAAGGAGGUCGGGGAAAUGAUGAGCAUAUUUUCGGCUUCGAUGGAUGAGAAAGGCGACCUGCAAUUGGAAUCGGAUUCGAAGUUUCUCUUUAAGGACCAGCGACGGGAACCUCUGCCACCUCAGGAAACAUCAUCUUCUGCGGCCGUGCGUCCUGUGCGCCGUCGAAGCUCCCAACUCCUCAAACUCCCAGGACCACGCAGUCAUCUUCUGAUUUCAGGGCGCUUUAACAGCGAUGAAAAGAUGGAUUACAUGAAGCGUGUGAAAGAGCUACUGGAUGAUCAAGGCGUGCCCACCUUCAUGGUAGAAGCCCAAGGGGCAGGGGACUCGUUUGGUGACAAGACCAUGCUGGGUCUGUAUCAAGCCAAAGCACUGGUGGCCUUCUGCACUGCCGACUAUGGUGCGAAAACCGGCGCUCAGUACGAGACGUAUUUGGAGUUGCGGUACGCCCAUCAGAAGGACCUCCCGAUAAUUGCGGUUCAACUCUGCGACACCUUCCCGCCAAAGCCGAAUGAUCUAGCAGGUCAAGCUCAGAACGAUUUCGUGUUCCGCAGCGACAUAAUACGCAUCAUGGAUGUUGGAAUGGCCAGCCCAGAGAAAGUUGCAGGUGAAAUCCACCAGGCCUGGGUUCGACGAAUCCAGAAGAUCUAG